CUGUGUGUCACAUCAGUCACUCACUGUCUUCUCUUGUGUGCACAUACUUUCUAAUCUGUGCUUGUGUGCGGCAAGCGAAUCAUCAAGAACGUGUUUUCAAGCAUUUUCGUGAAAUUCUAGGAUUGUAAAAUAAAAAUGCCAAAGUACUAUUGUGAUUAUUGUGACACAUAUCUAACGCACGAUUCACCUAGCGUUAGAAAAACUCAUUGUACAGGAAGAAAACAUAAAGACAACGUGAAGUUUUACUAUCAAAAGUGGAUGGAGGAGCAAGCACAACAUCUCAUCGACGCUACCACAGCAGCGUUCAAAGCGGGCAAAAUUGCUCAAAACCCGUUCGGAACUAAGGGAGCAGCUAUACCUCCACCUUGGGAUCCUUCUGUGAUGGGUCCUGGUGGUCCCAGGCCGCCUGUUCCUGCGCCGGGAGGCCCACCGGGCAUGUUACCACCGCCUGCUAUGGGCCCAGGAGGACCGAUGGCUCCACCGAUGAUGAUGGGGCCUCAUGGACCUAUGCCGCCAAUGAUGGGAAUGAGACCAAUGAUGGGACCUAUGAUGGGGCCGAUGGGCCCCAUGGGACCUAUGGGUCAGAUGAGACCACCUCUAAUGAAUGGACCUCCUAUGAACAAAUAGUGAAAGUGUGUGAAAUUGUGUUCUGUACUAUGGUAAAAAAAUACCAUGUCAUGUUUGAGAAAUACCACAUUCAAUGGUAAUUAACAUAGUCAGGUCUACUAUUUGUGUUAUUUUGUUAAAAUAUCUUGAAUACUGGAUUUGACUAAGUUAAAAUAUAUUGUCAUUAUAGUUGUAAUGGUACCUAAUUAAUUUUAUUAUACUUUAAGAUCACUCCUGUCAGAUUAUUAAAUGAAGUUGUGUUCUCCGGAAUUGAUAUUAGUUUGAUGAUUUAUAUAAAAAAUACUUAACCUCUCAGCCCCCAAGCGGUAGCCGGCUACCACGUAACAAUUGAUUAUCUAUUUUGUCUGGAUUCAUGGAGCUUGAAGGAUUAAGAGAAGUAAAGUGUAACAAAUUUUUCAUUUUGUUUUGUUGUGUCAACCUGUGGAAUAUCAAUUUACUGCAAGUAUUGAUGGUGUUAGACUGACAAAUUAGUUUUGUAAGACGUUGAAAUCACCAUAUUCGUUGUUAAUAGNCAUCGUCACAUGCCGAAUAAUGUGGUCUUAUUGUGUGAUUGAUUGAUUAUAUAUUUUUAGAAUAAGGUAGUUUUACUAAGUAAUGUAAAAUAAAUACAUUUUUCUAAAAUAAA
Molecule: messenger RNA, 1252 nt
Organism: Ostrinia furnacalis (Asian corn borer)
Lineage: Eukaryota; Metazoa; Arthropoda; Insecta; Lepidoptera; Crambidae
Gene: snRNP-U1-C
Product: small ribonucleoprotein particle U1 subunit C
Exons: 1
Coding region: 136-627 (163 amino acids)
Biological process (GO): mRNA 5'-splice site recognition; mRNA splicing, via spliceosome; spliceosomal snRNP assembly
Cellular component (GO): nucleus; U1 snRNP
Molecular function (GO): pre-mRNA 5'-splice site binding; zinc ion binding
Source: RefSeq, a predicted model, not a curated record